UUUUCAAUGGAAAUCCGAGGUUUUCUCCAAGCCUCUAUUCUAUCUAUGUUUGGGGUUCCUUUCACACCCAUAUAAGAUUGUCCUCAUUCAACGUUGUGAACCAGCUUCUGGGCACCUCCUCAAACUGAGAAGGUUGAUCCAGGUGAAGGCUCGUUUAUUCUGACCACCUCUCUCAUCAUAUUGUUUGAGCCGUGUAUGUUUGCGUCAAACAAACAUGACUCCCACUCACAAUCUCGCCUUCCUUUCCAUAUUAUUAGUUCUCUUACCAGCCAUUGUCGCAGCACAUGAUCAUGGUCGUGUUGCAGGCAUUAACAAUGUUACUUAUGAUGGUAAAUCACUCUUUGUCAAUGGAAGACGCGAGCUCCUCUUCUCCGGUUCCAUCCAUUACACUCGCAGCACCCCUGAUGCGUGGCCAGACAUUCUUGAUAAGGCAAGACAUGGAGGUUUGAACGUUAUUCAAACUUACGUGUUUUGGAACGCUCAUGAGCCAGAGCAAGGCAAGUUCAAUUUUGAAGGCAACAAUGAUUUGGUGAAGUUCAUUAGGCUUGUUCAAUCAAAAGGAAUGUACGUGACCCUCAGGGUUGGACCGUUCAUCCAAGCCGAAUGGAACCACGGAGGACUUCCAUAUUGGCUAAGAGAGGUUCCAGGGAUCAUAUUCCGCUCUGACAAUGAACCCUACAAGAAAUACAUGAAAGCAUACGUGUCAAAAAUUAUCCAAAUGAUGAAAGAUGAGAAGCUCUUUGCUCCCCAAGGAGGCCCCAUCAUCUUGGCACAAAUUGAAAAUGAGUACAACCAUAUUCAACUUGCUUAUGAAGAGAAGGGAGAUAGUUAUGUUCAGUGGGCCGCAAAUAUGGCAGUGGCCUUGGACAUCGGAGUUCCGUGGAUCAUGUGCAAGCAGAAGGAUGCUCCCGAUCCCGUCAUCAAUGCAUGCAAUGGAAGACAUUGUGGUGAUACCUUCUCAGGACCAAACAAACCAUACAAGCCUUCCCUAUGGACUGAAAAUUGGACCGCUCAGUACAGAGUAUUUGGUGAUCCAGUAUCACAGAGAUCUGCUGAAGAUAUUGCCUUCUCAGUUGCCCGAUUCUUCUCCAAAAAUGGAAAUCUGGUCAACUACUAUAUGUACCAUGGUGGAACAAACUUUGGAAGAACAACCUCUGCCUUUACAACAACCCGUUAUUACGAUGAGGCACCUCUUGAUGAAUACGGUAUGGAGAGGCAGCCAAAAUGGAGCCACCUUAGGGACGCCCACAAGGCUUUGCUCCUUUGCAGAAAGGCUAUUCUCGGUGGUGUUCCCACUGUCCAAAAGCUCAACGACUACCACGAGGUUAGAAUCUUUGAGAAGCCUGGAACAAGCACAUGUUCUGCUUUUAUCACCAAUAACCACACUAAUCAAGCAGCCACAAUUAGUUUCAGAGGUUCUAACUACUUUUUGCCAGCACAUUCCAUUAGCGUCCUCCCAGAUUGCAAGACUGUCGUCUACAACACACAAAAUAUUGUUUCACAACAUAAUAAAAGGAACUUCGUGAAGUCUGCUGUCGCAAACAACCUCAAAUGGGAGCUGUUUCUUGAGGCAAUUCCAUCAUCUAAGAAACUUGAAUCAAAUCAAAAAAUUCCAUUAGAGCUUUACACAUUGCUUAAAGACACCACAGAUUAUGGAUGGUACACCACCAGCUUUGAGUUGGGUCCAGAAGACUUGCCAAAGAAGAGUGCAAUUCUUCGUAUUAUGAGUCUUGGACACACACUAUCCGCAUUUGUUAAUGGACAAUACAUUGGUACUGAUCAUGGUACCCAUGAAGAAAAAUCUUUUGAAUUUGAGCAACCAGCUAACUUCAAGGUUGGAACCAACUACAUUUCCAUCUUGGCUACCACUGUUGGACUACCUGACAGUGGAGCUUAUAUGGAGCAUAGGUACGCCGGACCCAAGUCCAUAUCCAUCCUUGGUCUCAAUAAAGGAAAACUUGAACUCACUAAGAACGGUUGGGGUCAUCGGGUUGGUCUCAGAGGUGAGCAACUUAAAGUUUUCACCGAGGAAGGAUCAAAGAAGGUUCAAUGGGAUCCAGUCACAGGAGAAACACGUGCACUCUCCUGGUUGAAGACAAGAUUUGCCACACCAGAGGGAAGAGGUCCAGUUGCCAUCAGGAUGACUGGUAUGGGAAAAGGAAUGAUUUGGGUGAACGGAAAAAGCAUCGGUCGUCACUGGAUGUCAUUCCUCUCCCCUCUUGGACAACCUAGUCAAGAAGAGUACCACAUCCCAAGAGAUUACCUGAAUGCAAAGGACAAUUUGCUUGUUGUAUUAGAAGAGGAGAAGGGAAGUCCAGAAAAAAUAGAGAUAAUGAUUGUUGACAGAGAUACAAUCUGCAGUUACAUUACAGAGAACAGUCCUGCCAAUGUCAAUUCUUGGGGAUCUAAGAACGGAGAAUUUCGUUCUGUUGGCAAAAAUUCUGGACCACAAGCUUCACUGAAAUGUCCCAGCGGCAAAAAGAUUGUUGCUGUCGAGUUUGCAAGCUUUGGUAAUCCUAGUGGUUACUGUGGAGAUUUUGCUCUUGGAAAUUGUAACGGUGGUGCUGCUAAGGGUGUUGUUGAGAAGGCAUGCUUGGGGAAAGAAGAAUGUUUGGUUGAAGUGAACCGUGCAAACUUCAACGGUCAGGGCUGCGCAGGUUCAGUGAAUACACUUGCUAUCCAAGCUAAGUGUUCCUACUAGAGUGAGUGAGUUAGGUGGAUUGAUUUGGCCAACUAUAGCCCAGAAGCUCAAAAAUGUCAUUGCAACAAUUCAAUGCUUGUAUUAUCUGUUUAUCUACAUCCAAUUACAUAUAUAUCAAAAGAUUGCAGUGAUCCAAUUCAAAAUGAUCUUGACAACUACAUCAUCUCAGUACAUAGUAUAUAUCAAUAGUUCCAUUCAUAAUUAGAAGGAAAAAGCGAAAAUAAGGAGCA
Medicago truncatula (barrel medic) is the source of this 2931-nucleotide messenger RNA. Its product is annotated as beta-galactosidase 13. The coding region runs from base 215 to 2701 and encodes 828 amino acids. NCBI's taxonomy places the organism in Eukaryota, Viridiplantae, Streptophyta, Magnoliopsida, Fabales, Fabaceae. Gene Ontology annotation, biological process: carbohydrate metabolic process. Gene Ontology annotation, molecular function: hydrolase activity, hydrolyzing O-glycosyl compounds; carbohydrate binding. The record is from RefSeq and is a predicted model, not a curated record. The transcript has 12 exons.